Messenger RNA from Adelges cooleyi (spruce gall adelgid), 609 nucleotides. RefSeq lists its product as uncharacterized. The transcript is spliced from 6 exons. Bases 130 to 552 code for a protein of 140 amino acids. The record is from RefSeq and is a predicted model, not a curated record. NCBI's taxonomy places the organism in Eukaryota, Metazoa, Arthropoda, Insecta, Hemiptera, Adelgidae.
CCCUCCACUCUUAAUAACUACGAAAAAAUUAAACUUUCAAGGGACGAUGUUGAAAUCUUCACCCUAGCGUUUGUAGUUUCAGAACAUGCGGCCCUAUUGAAUUUCAUUAAUGAGAUAGUGGCGGAACACAUGGGCCAAGAUGAAUACAUGAGUGACCUUAAGUUAAGAGAAGUACUCGCCAAAAUAAAAGAGCGAGCCGAUUUCGACGGAAGGUUUCCUGAGAUUGUAGGACAGUGCAUUAGUAAUACAUUACAAAAGACAGCAAAUAACUAUAGAUUUACAUUCAGUGACGUUAAAAACUACGCCCUAGCGUAUGUAGCUUCGGGAAAUCCGGACGUAAUGGAAAUAGUACAUAACGCCGUGAUUGCUCAUGAAAAACCUGAUGGCAUGGACUAUGAAGCAUUUAGAAAAGUAAUUGAGGACGUAAUACGAACAUUAGAAGUACAAAAACCAGUACCCAGUUACGAUGAAUUCAAAGCGGAUGUCUUAAGUCGCAUAUUCUCUGUGAACGGAAUUGAAAAUUUGAUCAUUGAAACAUUAUUUCCUUUAUAGUUUGAAUACAAUAUUAACUGUUAUUAAAUCAGUGCAUUUAUGUAAUACAUCACAUAC